Molecule: messenger RNA, 5442 nt
Organism: Porites evermanni
Lineage: Eukaryota; Metazoa; Cnidaria; Anthozoa; Scleractinia; Poritidae
Source: the annotation of a GenBank genome assembly
AUGACAUGGGGACAAUUCCUAGAUCACGAUGUCACCUUAACAGAGCUGCCUGAAGGCUUAGAUUGUGGAAUAAACAAUGCACCAUGCCAACCCAUUCCUGGAUGUGUUAACAUAAAAAUCCCGAAUGGAUUAGAACUGUUAUUUAACGAAUCUGUACAAUGCAUUCCUCUUGCCAGGUCUGUGAGAAACCCAGCUGGUGACCAGGUUAGUGGAGUAUUUAACUCUUUCAUAAAUGUCCAGUGAUACACAGAAUGGCGUCUAUUUCAUGUGGUUUUCCACAGGCAGCCCAAGCUCAGUAUGAGAGUUUAAUCAUUAACACGUGUGGUAUCCUAUUGCGUAAUCCUCAAAACCAUCGUGAACUUAAAGUGCUUAAAUGGAAAUUAGGUAAGAGAUUCAAGAAGAUCAAUACUCGCUGGAAUUUCCAACAAAGAAAAAUGCUUAACUUUGUUAAGUUAGUUAUUGUUUGCUUCCUGUGUGAUUUUUUUCCCGAUCUGAUGCGAUUUUAGGAGAAGAAACACAGUGAUGGAAAAAAAUAAAAAAUUGCUAAAUUCGCAUCAGCACACAUGAAGCAUGUCAAUGAUUAAACUCUCAUAGUUUGGGCUGUCUGUGGAUUUUCCAGAGUGGGAAAGUUUUCCAGACGCGAGAACCCUUAAGAAUAGAACACAAACUAGGUUUUGAGUGAGAGUAGGACUAAACGUUCUAAGUAAAAGUUAUGCAUAAGCGAAACAGGCUAGACUAGGCUGCCGUUUCCGCGAACAUCUUCGAGGUGUUGAAAGAGACGCAUUAAAGCUCCCACUUUAAUGUUACAAAUAAGGCCAGCCAAAAACGUGGUAAUCAUCUGCAGUGUCACAUGGCACUAACAAAAGACUCCAGGGUUUGAAUGACACUCAGAGUCCAUGGAAAAGCAUUAUUUACUCGUUGGCAUACACUAUUAUCAUUCGAUGCAAAUUUUUCUUCCUUUUCAUUGGCCUAGAGCCCACCACGUGAUCUGCAAAUAACUCCAACAAAUAAUGGUCUUUUCAUGCGAAAUGUCGUCCAACUGUGUUUGGCUGCAAAAAAUCUUCUGCUCAUGUGUAAAUGAAACCUCGCUUUUCUCCUCCUUGCAAUCGCUCUUCCGUUAAAAUGGCAGAUUGCUUCCAGUCAAUGAGUUUAUUCAUAUUUAUAAAUAUUUUCAGUACUCAGCCUCGUCUGAUAAUUGUUAAAAUGUUAUUUUUCAUUUGAAAUAAAUAUUAUCUCUUAUACCAAUAACGUCUUUGAAUUAUUAUUUCAGAUAAAUAUUAUUACCGCUUAUGUUGACGGGUCACAAGUGUACGGAUCAAGCGAUGAAUUAGCUAAACAGCUUCGAAGUCCCAAAGGCCAUGGACUUCUAGAUACGGUGCCACUGAGAAACAUUGGAGGCCUACCAAGACUUCCUGAUGCUAGUGAAGAAGCUUUCUGUAGAUCUCCCAAUCCAGAAGAAAAACCUUGCUUUAUUGCUGGCGAUGCUCGAGUCAAUGAAAAUCAAGGUAGAAAAGACAUUCUCUUUUUAAAAAUCUUUCAAAUCACCAAUCAAAAUUCAAGUCAAAAGAAAACAGAUUCAUAUUAUUUAAGAUAGUAUCAUUCAGUGAAAGUGCCGCCCAAGACACAUAAUUCGUUUUGUGUGUUUUGUCAUCUUACUAUUCAUUUGAUUCAUUUACAAUCACUGCUUAUUAAAGAUAAAGGGAGACAGAAUGAAUGAAUGAAAGAAAAGAAAACUAAAGAAAGAGAUAAGAUAGAAUGGAAAAGGGCAAGAUAUGGCUAAACUAAUUCAAAAUAACCUUUAAAUCAAAGUAGGCACAAUUUGCACUGUAACAAGCAAGGUUUGAAUGACAUGUACGUGUAGCAUUUCACGGCGCUCACUUAGAAUAUAGCCUGCGAACAGGCUCCAGAAAGCGGAGCGAAAAAAAAACGGCGAAGGAAGCAAGCCCAUGUGUGCACGAAUGUUAUUGAAGCCAAUGUAUUCAAACGUAAAAAAAAACUAAUUUGACAAGUCUAAUUACCUUAUUCACAUAUUUGUUAGAGAAUAAUUGCAAGUGGAUGCGCUACGAUAGAUGCAAACUGGUUAAAAAACUGGUAUUAUAGUAAUUAACUAACAAGAGUCUAAAUUUUCAUUCAAAACUCGUCUCUUAAUCAGCAUAAAGGAAUAACCGUGGAGUAAUUUUAUUGCAGCUCUUAUGGCGAUGCACACUUUGUGGGUCCGCGAGCACAACCGUAUUGCAACAAACCUUAAAUUACUCCGUCCCUACGCGGAUGACGAGACACUGUUUCAAGAGGCGCGUAAGAUUGUAACAGCAGAGCUUCAACAUAUCACCUAUAAUGAGUGGCUUCCAGUAUUAUUCCCCAGUAAAGAAUUGGUAAGAACUUUAUCAAAGUACGUUAAUUAUAUCCCCACCUAUGAUGAGUCCUCUUACGGCCUCUUGAACUAACUUGUUCUUCUGUUGAUAAUCAUUUCACUAAAAAUUCUUAGGCAUUUAAUUAAUUUAACUGAUAGAACGUACUGUGGUUUAGAAUUUGACUUCCCUAAAAGCAUACGUGAUGGGUAAUGCGCAAUUAAUUUCCUAGGAGACCCACAGAUUGAUGAGACUUAAGAACCAGUAAACAAAUUUCAAAUUGUUAAGUUUUUAAUUUUUUUUUUUUUUCUUAAUUCAGUCUCUAUGUUAUUUGAAAUAACGUUUUGGCUACGAAUCUCAGCCUUAGUCAAAUUCUUGAGAUGUUUUUAAGUUUAAUUUUACCUUAGCCGUUCUUCAAAAAAGGUUUCGUACUGAAAAAGAGUCACUGUGUAACUGUCAGUUCAAUGCCGGAAAAAAGAAAUGUUCACCAGUGCAGAGAAUAAGUUCUUUGUUUAAUACAAUAAAAAAAACAGUAAAUUUUAAAAUCAUUUUAAAAAAUUUUGAAUAGUUAAACUCUCACGGAGGAAUUCUUUCCUAAAUUUUAACUUCGCUUUAAAAUACAAUACAUCUGCACUUUGUCACUAGUUUACUGAUUCGCUAAAAAAUAAUGCUCUAACUUGGGAACUGGUAAAUGCGUCAUGUUGUCAAAGUGACAAUUUUGCAUGAUUCUUACCUUUGCAAUCAUUUAUUCUUUUACUUCUUUCCUUCUGCUCUAACGCUUGGCCCAACGCGCACGUAUGUUGAGCUCUAACUCAUUUUAAGCUAAGUCUAAACUAAGGGGGCCUCCAUACUUGGAAAAAAAACGGCCACUUAUCUGAUAACUGAUCGGCGAGAGCACACACAUUAUUUGCGUCAUCCUUGCCCCGCAUUAAUACAAGAGAGCGCAUUUUAAAAAUGUUUUUAUAUUUCUUUUUCAGAGAAAAGAAUUUAAUGUUCUUUUAGAACCUAAAGGAAAAUUCUUCACUGGAUAUCAGUGACCCCGAAGUGAAUAUGCAAUGCACCAACGUUUUCUCUACAUCCGCUCUGAGAAUGGGUCACAGUUUAAUUCGCGCCGUUUUUGAUUUGACAGCAGGCGACGGCACCUUUAGUCGAUUUAGAGGAUCUGAUCGGUCCCUGCCUAGAGCCAUUCGCUUUAGUGUUGACGUUGACUUCUUCGACCCAACAAGGUUUUUUAAUAAAGAAGAACAAAGCGUCUUUACAAGAAUACUUAUCGGGCUAACAUCUAUCGAAGCCCAGACUCCCGAUCGGUAAGUAGAACGCUCUUUUACCCUUAAUGAUAUUUAGACUGGGCUUGAUUUAGGUCCCUAGGACUCUAACUCCAGGAGUAUACUAUUUUAACUGACGCAGCACGCCAGGAAAGUCUACAGAGCUGAAGGUGGUUACUGCCCUCUCCAUUUCCUGAUCCCACCAUAUCGGAUCCAUUUAACCAAGACUGCAGUUAUAGCUUUGUCUUCACAGUCAGCCCCACUGAAGGUCAAACUCCCAUCCUUUGUAGUAUUCUUUCCGCUUAACGUUGUGCUCUUUUAUACUCCAUCAUACCCUUUUAUGUCGUACAGUCUUAAUAGCCUCAUGUGGUUAACCUUUCAUGAGAACGCUACACGACUCCCUUUAUUGCCGGUAUAGUGUAACCUAACGCUGUGUUGACACCACACCUAUAGCUCUUGCGUAGGCACGAAAACUAUACCGGAUAGGGCUUCUUUUCACACAUAAAUUAUUCUAAUGUGGUCUAUGUGAUAUGGAUUAAGUCGGUUUCACUAAUCGACACUUACAUCCACGCAUCACACAAGUUCAAACUCUUUGAUCGGGAGGCACAUCUUGUGAAAGAACAUGGGGUCGAGAAGCCAACCCUGAAGGACAAUUUUUCGGUCCUCAAAAAAUGGAGAAAUAAUGAUUCAAAUGCCUUGUCUACGAGAUGCUAUUUAUGGCACGAACUCAAACCAUCACUGAACAUGCAAUCGGAUUCGAUUCACGCUAAGCUUUUCUAUUAAAUACAUUUACAUAGGGUGAAUUUAUUUACAGCAUACGCGUAAACCCGUCGCAUUUGCCCACAGGAAUUUUUUAUUUAUUUAAGCUCAAAAACUAUAAAAAAUUCAAACGGGCAAAUGCGAUGUAUAUACCCGUAUGCUGCGAAUGAAUCCACCCAUAAUAAUGAAUCACGCACGAAUGCAAUCUAAUUUAUUCAAACUACACCUCUUUUAACAACUUUGAAACUUGACAGUUCACACUCUUGAUAAUGAUGUUGACAGCAUCGAGUAACGUUCUUAAGUUUACAUUUUCUUGUUAAAUCAGCUUCAACAAGCACUGAACUGAGUAUCGGACAAAAUUAUUUUUAGUCCCCAGAUGGCCAUGUAACUUUCUUGACUGAGUCAUUGUUUGUAGACAACUUCUCCUUCCUUAAUGUAGACGCUUACGUAUUAGAAAAAUGAUUUCUCUAAUAGAAUCUCAUUCCUUUUAUAGUAUCUUUGUGAACGCUGUGCGCGAGCGACUCGUCAUUGAAGGUAAUAUCUUUGGCGAUCUCAUGGCCAUCAACAUUCAGCGUGCUCGGGACCAUGGCCUACCAGGUUACGCCCAUUAUCGAGAAGUGGUUGGAUUGGGAGCUGUUAAUUCUUUUGAUGACAUUUCGGAUAGUUUCUCUUCAGAGCAGAUUGCAAGAUUUAAGUUAGUAUACAAAGAUGUCAAAGAUAUUGAUGUAUUUCCCGGCUGCAUAGCAGAGACCCCCUUACCAGGAAGCCAGCUUGGACCCGUAAAUACCCAUCUUAUACUAAAGCAGAUGCAAAAGUUCCGCGAAGGUGAUCGCUUUUGGUACGAGAGAGAUGACCACUUGACCGCCUUUACGAUCAAACAGCUGGAUGAAAUAAGAAAAGUUACUAUGGCUAGAGUCAUGUGCGACAAUCUCGACGGUGCCACCCGCACUCUGCCUUGGGUAUUCAAAACAAGAGAAUCUGGGCAAAAAGUGGUUGACUGUGCAGACCUAGAUUACGUUGACCUGAAAGAAUUCAGUCAAGGUAAUUUUUACCAAUUUGAAUAUUUCUAA